This is a messenger RNA of Cucumis sativus (cucumber), 1358 nucleotides long. RefSeq names its product protein REVERSION-TO-ETHYLENE SENSITIVITY1. Gene Ontology annotation, biological process: regulation of ethylene-activated signaling pathway; response to ethylene. The coding region runs from base 446 to 1177 and encodes 243 amino acids. The record is from RefSeq and is a predicted model, not a curated record. Gene Ontology annotation, cellular component: Golgi apparatus; endoplasmic reticulum. Lineage: Eukaryota; Viridiplantae; Streptophyta; Magnoliopsida; Cucurbitales; Cucurbitaceae. The transcript is spliced from 3 exons.
UCUGCCGCUUCAACUCUUCAACCCAACCGCCUUCUCUUCCUGGCAGGGCAAUCACAAAAAGAGAAAUAAAGUAAAAAACAGUAGUAGUUUCCAUUUCUCAUUUCUUCAACAUAUUGAUAAUUUAUCAUAAUCUUCAAUAAUUUCCCUCUCUGAUUUCCGAAUAAAUUGUACCCAUCAUGCCGGGAUUCAAUUCCUAUCCAUCAACAAUCUUCUGAAUCUCCCGCUUUCUUCUACUGCCCAUUACCGAUACUCUUGUUUGUUCAUCCUUUUGAGAAAGUCUUGGGGUUGUAACAGAUUACUUCUCUGAACCCUGCAUCCAUAAUGAUGAAGCAAUUGCAGAUUUGGUUGUUUUCUACUUUUCUUUAGCUGCGAGCAAAUUCAGUUUAUGCCAGUGUGUGGUUUGACAGCGUGAUGCUUCUUUUCCAAUUAUUAACAAAGCUUCUAUAUGCUACCUGGAAGGUAUUCUAAAAUGAAGCCGCAAGCAGGUUAUGAUGUCGAACUUAUCAGUUCUACAGAGAGUAUAAAACAUGAAUUUUGGCCUCUAGAUCCCAUUGACCCUGGUCAAGCAAAGUUUCCAUGCUGUUUGGUUUGGACACCUCUUCCUGUUGUCUCUUGGUUGGCACCUUUCAUUGGUCAUGUUGGGAUUUGCAGGGAGGAUGGAGUCACUUUAGAUUUUGCAGGAUCGAAUUUUGUGAAUAUUAAUGAUUUAGCAUUUGGCUCUGUUGCAAGAUACCAUCAACUCAACCGAGAAAAAUGUUGCUUCCCAACGAGCUUAGCUGCACAUAAAUGUAAGCAGGGCUACCAGCAUUCACAGUAUGGAACUGCCAUUACUUGGGACGAUGGCUUACAAUCAAGUACACGGUAUUUUGAGCAUAAAUCGUACAACCUUUUUACGUGCAACUGCCAUUCCUUUAUUGCCAAUUGUCUGAACCGUCUUUGCUAUGAUGGAUCGAUGAGUUGGAACAUGAUAAAUGUAGCAGCUCUAAUUCUGUUCAAGGGGCAUUGGGUAGAUGGAAUGUCAAUUGUAAGAUCAUUUCUUCCCUUUGUAGUGGUGGUCUGCCUGGGCAUUGCCAUGGUUGGAUGGCCAUUCUUGAUUGGUCUGUUGUCGCUUUCUCUCCUUUUGGUUGGUUGGUUUGUUCUGGGUACUUAUUGUAUAAAAAGCCUGUUGGAAUGUUAGAUUUGGAUGAACAUUUGUAGUUGAGAAUCAGCUGAGUGAUGGCGCUCUAUCCAUUCUUGUUUGCAACUUAGAGAGAAAAUGUUCAUACUGUUGAACUUUGGACUUCAACAUUGAGACACUGUUUUGAUUAUUUUGAAAGCUUCAGCAUCGAGGUUGAUAACAAAUUUUUUUGUUUUCUUUA